AUGGAGAUGUAUUCGUCUCUUUCCAGCAACUUCAUUUCAUUGUUUCUGUUCUUCUCCUCCCUCUUUAUUCUAGUCAUCCAAUGGAGAAAAUCAAAAAAGAGAAACCAAAACAAAAAGUUGCCUCCAGGUCCAUGGAGACUUCCCUUUAUUGGAAGUCUUCAUCACUUGAUCAUCGGAGGAGGACUUCCACAUCGCAUUCUUAGAAACUUAUCCCAAAAGUAUGGGCCUCUUAUGUACUUGCAACUUGGGGAAGUUCCUGUAGUGGUCAUAUCAUCACCUAGAAUUGCAAAAGAAGUUCUAAGAACUCAUGAUCUCGCCUUUGCUAAUAGGCCUCAUAGCACAUCCAUAGACAUCAUAUUUUACAAUUAUAAAGACAUUGCGUUUUGCCAAUAUGGUGACUACUGGAGACAAAUGCGUAAAAUUUGUACUCUAGAGCUUCUUAGUGGGAAGAUGGUCAAGUCCUUUAGCGCAAUUCGAGAAGAUGAGCUUUCAAGUCUCAUCUCAUCCAUUCGUUCCGUGAGCGGGUCUGCACUCAACUUAACCGAAAAGAUUUUCUGGUUUACCAACUCUAUCACAUGUAGAUCAGCCUUCGGAGAAAUUUGCAAAGAUAAAGAUGAGUUUAUAACAAUAUUGAAGGAAGUAAUCUUAUUAAUUGGAGGAUUUUAUGUGACUGAUUUGUUCCCUUCUUGGAAGUUACUUCAUAAAAUGAGUGGUGCGAAAUCUAGAUUGGUGACUGCGCAUCAGAAGGUUGAUGCAUUAAUGGAGAACAUCUGCAACGAGCAUAUUAAGAAAAGAGAAGCUGGGUGCAAUGGAAAUAGUGAGUUUGGAAGUGAAGAUUUGGUUGAUGUUUUCCUAAGAAUUAAGGAGAACGGCCAACUUCAAUUUCCAAUCACAAAUGACAACAUAAAAGCAGUCAUUUUUGACAUCUUUCUUGCCGGAACUGAAACUUCAGCUACAACUAUUAUUUGGGCAUUGUCCGAAAUGAUGAAGAAUCCAAAUAUUAUGACUAAGGCCCAAAGUGAAGUGAGACGAGUCUUUAAGGGAAAGAAGGAUUAUGAUGAAGAAGAUCUUGAAAAGUUGACUUAUCUAAAGUUAGUAAUUAAGGAAGCAUUAAGGUUACAUCUUCCCGUUCCUCUUAUAGGGCCUAGGGAAUGUAGGGAGCAAACUGAUAUUGAUGGAUUCACCAUACCUCAUAAGACUAAGUUACUGGUCAAUGCAUGGGCACUUGCAAGAGAUUUCGAAAGUUGGGAUGAUCCUGAAAGUUUUAUACCAGAGAGAUUUGAGAACUCUUCAAUUGACUAUAUUGGAAAUCACUAUGAAUUUAUUCCAUUUGGUGCAGGAAGAAGAAUUUGUCCAGGAAUUCAAUUUGGUUUAGCUAACGUUGGACUUCCUCUGGCUCAGUUACUCCACCACUUUGAUUGGGAACUCCCAUAUGGAACUAAUCCAGAAGAUUUGGAUAUGACUGAAACACAUGGAAUAACUGCAUCGAAAAAGAAAGAUCUAUAUCUAAUUGCCAUAAAUCAUAGAAAUGAUGAAGAACUUUGA
Molecule: messenger RNA, 1545 nt
Organism: Lycium ferocissimum
Lineage: Eukaryota; Viridiplantae; Streptophyta; Magnoliopsida; Solanales; Solanaceae
Product: cytochrome P450 71D7-like
Exons: 2
Coding region: 1-1545 (514 amino acids)
Molecular function (GO): iron ion binding; heme binding; oxidoreductase activity, acting on paired donors, with incorporation or reduction of molecular oxygen
Source: RefSeq, a predicted model, not a curated record